Salpingoeca rosetta is the source of this 997-nucleotide messenger RNA. RefSeq lists its product as uncharacterized. The transcript has 9 exons. Gene Ontology annotation, molecular function: 3'-5'-DNA exonuclease activity. The coding region runs from base 20 to 940 and encodes 306 amino acids. The record is from RefSeq and is a predicted model, not a curated record. Gene Ontology annotation, cellular component: cytosol. Lineage: Eukaryota; Choanoflagellata; Craspedida; Salpingoecidae.
UGCCACCACGAUCAGCACGAUGAGCAGUGCAGCGCGGUUGCGGUUCUUUGACAUUGGAGCCAACCUCACAGACCCCGUGUUCAGAGGGGUAUACAGAGGGAAGCAGAAGCACCCGUCCGACUUUGCACAGAUCCUCCAGCGUGCCCGAGAUGCAGGCGUUGAGAGGAUGAUGGUGACGGGUACUAACUUGGCUGACAGCAAGGAAGCCGUGGAAAUGGCAAAACAGAACGAGGGCAUCACAUGCACUGUAGGGUGUCACCCUACAAGGUGUAAGGAGUUUCUUGACGAUCCAGAGGCUUAUUACAAGUCGCUGCAAGCGCUGAUUGAGGAGAACAGGUCGGUGGUGGUUGCUGUUGGUGAGACGGGGCUUGACUAUGACCGCCUUCAGUUCUGCCCAAAGGACGUGCAGGCAACGUACUUCAAGCGCCAGAUUGAUCUUGCGGAGGCGACGCAGCUGCCGAUGUUCCUCCACCUGCGCAAUGCACACGACGACUUUCUCCACAUCAUGGAGCCAAACCGCCACAGGAUCGUUGGCGGAGUUGUGCAUUCGUAUGACGGCCCGCUGGACGUGGCGCUGCGGCUGAUUGAGAUGGGGUUCUACAUUGGCCUCAACGGCUGCUCCUUGCGCAAGGAGGAGAACCUUGAUGUCGUCAAGCAUCUCCCAACCGACAAACUCAUGCUCGAGACGGACUGCCCCUGGUGUGAAGUUCGCCCAUCACACGCCGGCUUCCAAUACGUCAAGACAAAGGUGCAAGCGAAGAAGGCUGACAAGUGGGAGGAUGGCAAGUACGUCAAGUCCCGCAAUGAGCCCGCCCUCAUCACACAAGUCCUCGAGAUUGUAAGCGGGUGCAAGGGCGAGGACCCAGAAGUGGUUGCAGAACACGCGUUCACAAACGCGCAGCGCAUGUUUGGUGGUGGUGGUGGUGGUGGUGACAAGUAGCCACGCUUGUUCGAGCCGUCUCGGCAUUGACGCGAAAGAAAGAAACAAACAAACCAA